CUUUAGUGUUUUUCAUAACGUUGAUCCUUUUCCAUCAAUACAAAAUUGAUUGGCAAAAAAAAAUUGGUAUAAAAAUGAGUUGGAAAUUUCAUUCAAUUAUUCUGGUUUUAUUGAUAAGCCAUUGUGGUGCUGAUUACGGACAAUGGGGCGCCAAUGUGGCAGAUAAACUUAAGGGAAAUGGAUUUAAACAGGAUCCAGUUCAUUUUGGGUGCAUCUACAAUGAUCGAAUGACCGAAUUUGAUGUGGUGAAGUGUAACGACAAAAAGGGAAUGUUAUCACUAAGUGAAAAGCUGAACAACGGAAGAGAUUUAUCAUUGUUCUUCUUAGGCACCGGUAACACCAUUUCUAGAAAAGAUGACCGAUUCAUCGGCUCCUUAGAAUGGUUCAUCCACUCAGGUACAAACAUAUGCUAUAUUGCAUAUGCCUUUGAAAAUUAUGAAGCAUCAAUGUUCAAUUUGAUUUUUUACAUCAAACGAAUAUUGGAAACAAAUCGAGUUGAAUAUGUUGCACGGGAGGCACUUAAUUUGGUGUUGAAUGUUCGAAAGAAAUGUUCGGAAACAAAAUCAAAACAGUGUUUUAAGAAUAUGUCACAGUUAACGGUGUUGGGUUUCUCAUUGGGCGCGCAUAUCGGCGCAUAUGCAUGCCGGUAUUUUUUCGAAGCAACCAACGAAAAAGCUAGAAGAUUGAUAGGUCUAGACCCGGCUGCUAUCAGCUUUUUUGUCGACCCGGACAAGAGCUAUAUUCAAAGUGGCGAUGCUGAUUACGUUCAAAUUAUUCAUACAAGUUAUCUGGGCACACAAAAUAAAAAAGGUGAUCAUGACAUUUACAUCAAUUCUGAUAAUUGGGGAUCACAUAAUAACCACAGACUGGCUGUUGACAUAAAUAUGCUUAUAGCAGCAAGAAAACUGGUUAUUGUUGCAUCAAAAACUGGAAAUAGUAAAAUCAUCAAUUUACAGAAGAAUAUGAGUCCCGAUCGUGUAAUACUUGGUCCAAAUGAUUGUUUGGUCGGCGUAUACAGUGAAGCUCGACACAUAGACGAUUUGCCCAUAUGUGAAGAAGAUCGACCAACGUAUGAAAUUGAUUUUCCAAACAAGUCGAUGAAAUUUUAUUGAUUGCCGAACACAUUUCCCUCGAGCUUUCUUAUUUCUUACAUCGUUGAACGUAUUUUUUUCAAUUUUAACUAAAAUUCGCCAUUACACCUUCGAAGUUUUAAUAACUGCAAAUAAAUUUAAAUUCAUUCA
Molecule: messenger RNA, 1241 nt
Organism: Contarinia nasturtii (swede midge)
Lineage: Eukaryota; Metazoa; Arthropoda; Insecta; Diptera; Cecidomyiidae
Product: phospholipase A1-like
Exons: 8
Coding region: 75-1112 (345 amino acids)
Molecular function (GO): lipase activity
Source: RefSeq, a predicted model, not a curated record